AUGGAGGUGAAGCGCGAGAGAAUGGAUGAGAUCGAGGAAUUAAGCGUAAAGUAUGACGCACCGAUCGUCGUGUUGUUCGAUUGCGACACCGCGGGGCGGCAGCUGAGGAAUGCGUUUUUGCGACGUUUUCCCGACGCCGCGCACGCGUUUAUGGGCACGCGCGUGAGCUCGGCGAAAGAGGACGGAAAGUGGCACGCGCGAGGGAACGUGGGCGUCGAGCACGGCGAGGGCGAGGACAUCGCGCGCGCGAUCGCCGACGCUCGCCGCGCCGACCGAGAUCGCGCGGUGUUCACGCGCGAGGCGCUCGCCGAGUGGGGGCUCGUCGCCGACGCCGACGCCGACGCCGACGUCUGGGCCGACUUCGGCGGCGUCGUGCAGCGCAGACGAUUGGUGGGCGAGUACCUCGGCGUGGGCGAUUGCGACGGUCGACAAUUACUUCGCCAGAUGAACCUGUUCUUCACCGAGGACGAGGCGCGCGAGGCGAUCGAAGCGCUUCCCAAACGCGGCGAGCCCGUCCCGCCGAAAAUGACCGACGGUCGCGCCGAUCGCGCCCGCGCCGGCGCGCGCGACCUCGACGAUUUCACCGCGUUAGGUUUCGAUCCCACGGCGUACGUUCCGCCCGGUCGCGCGCCCAGAGGAUUCGAGUAGGAUUUUUAUUUUCAAACGACCCUCGCGCG
Molecule: messenger RNA, 677 nt
Organism: Ostreococcus lucimarinus CCE9901
Lineage: Eukaryota; Viridiplantae; Chlorophyta; Mamiellophyceae; Mamiellales; Bathycoccaceae
Exons: 1
Coding region: 1-648 (215 amino acids)
Biological process (GO): rRNA processing
Molecular function (GO): ribonuclease M5 activity
Source: RefSeq, a predicted model, not a curated record